Molecule: messenger RNA, 519 nt
Organism: Rubroshorea leprosula
Lineage: Eukaryota; Viridiplantae; Streptophyta; Magnoliopsida; Malvales; Dipterocarpaceae
Source: the annotation of a GenBank genome assembly
AAAGAAACAGCGUUUCUUGCUCCCCUGGGAUCUCGACAAGAAAAUGGUGAAACAACCUUCUACCCGCAACCGCGAAAUCGGCCUCGCUGCCUCAGAUAUGGAACUCGACGCCGCUCUCCUCCUAAUGGAGCUAUGUCGAGGCGUCCAUCACAAUGGUAGCGCCGCCAGUAGUGGCGGCGUCAAGCGGAAAGAAGAAGAACGGGAUGAUAUUGAUCACAGCAGCAAAGCCGAGACGCCGACCACAACGUUAGUGAAAGGCAUCUUCGAAAACGUCGAAGACGACGACGACGAAGACGAGAAUGAUUUCCAUCUUCGACCAAGAAAGAGGCGAUUCAGGUCGAUUGUGGAUAUUUACAGGUCAACGAAGUUUCUAGACAAAUACAAUGCUGAGAAGGAACGCAAGGUGGUUGGUUACUAUGAAGUACAGUUGAUUUAAAUUUCAAAUUUUAAUUCGCUCAUCUCCCUCUUUGUAUCGUUCCUUCUCUGGCAAAAAGAUGUAAAUAAACUUCAGAAUUUGAA